CAAAUAUUAAGAUUAAGAUUUGUAUAGAAACAUGAAUUUACAGUGUGCUCCGAAAGUAGAGACUGAGGAUUACAUAAAUCCAAAAGGAAAAAACAAGAAGAAAAGUCCACAACGAGGUGCUAACUAUUUUUGUGAAUGAUAUAAUGCCAUGUUCUAAGACACCCCCAAAAUAUCAUCAAUUAUUAAAUGAAUCCAUAAAUGCACCAUGAAUAAUUAUAUGUUGACAUUCAACGAAAUGGGGCUAGCUAAAGCCCAAAGCCAGAGAAAAAUCGAGGCAGAGAACCUUCCAUCCCACACUAUAAAACAGCACCUUCACUCUCCAAUUUUCUCAUCACACUUAGCAAACUCAUUCAUAUCAAAUCUUCAUUUCUCUUCCAUUUCUCCAAAUUCCAAGAGGUAAUCAUGGGUGUGAUCACUUACGAUGUAGAGACCCCUUCCCCCAUCCCGGCCGGGAAGCUCUUCAAGGCCCUGGUGAUCGACUCCGACACCCUCAUCCCCAAGAUCUUGCCUCAGGCCAUCAAGAACGUCGAGAUCUUGGAAGGAGACGGCGGCGCCGGCACCGUCAAGAUCAUUCAUUUUGGCGAAGGGAGUCAGUAUAAGAGCGUCAAGCACCGUGUGGAGGCCAUCGACAAGGAGAACUUCACCUACACCUACACCAUCAAUGAAGGUGAUGUUCUCGCAGAUGUCAUUGAAUCCAUCACUUACCAUAUCAAGGUCGUCCCAACCGAAGAUGGAGGAAGCAUCUGCAAGAACAGGAGCAUCUACAACACCAAGGGUGAUGCUGUGAUUGAUGAGGAGAAGAUCAAGGAGGGGAAAGACAAGGCCCAACAUAUGUUCAAGGCCAUUGAGGCUUACAUCACCGCCAACCCCGACUACUGAAAGAGACGAGGCUUCAUAUAUCAAUGAUGUCAUUUUAUAUAUAUACGUGGUUUCUGAUAUGAGAUAAUUGGUGUGCGAGAGACUAUGUAUAGGCUUAAUUGCCUAGAGUGAUAUCGAUUUACUUUGUGUGAUUUUUGAAUUUGUGUUGAGUGAAUAUUAUUGUAUUGAAUUUGUGUUGCACUAAAUAAAGAAGCAUAGUUUUUUUUUUUUUUUGAAUUAAAAUAAAGAAGCAUAGUUAAUUGCAA
Messenger RNA from Salvia miltiorrhiza (redroot sage), 1124 nucleotides. RefSeq names its product major allergen Pru ar 1-like. Gene Ontology annotation, cellular component: nucleus; cytoplasm. Bases 403 to 879 code for a protein of 158 amino acids. The record is from RefSeq and is a predicted model, not a curated record. Gene Ontology annotation, molecular function: signaling receptor activity; protein phosphatase inhibitor activity; abscisic acid binding. Gene Ontology annotation, biological process: defense response; abscisic acid-activated signaling pathway. The transcript has a single exon. NCBI's taxonomy places the organism in Eukaryota, Viridiplantae, Streptophyta, Magnoliopsida, Lamiales, Lamiaceae.